This is a messenger RNA of Oryza brachyantha (malo sina), 2225 nucleotides long. RefSeq names its product cysteine-rich receptor-like protein kinase 15. Lineage: Eukaryota; Viridiplantae; Streptophyta; Magnoliopsida; Poales; Poaceae. The transcript is spliced from 7 exons. The record is from RefSeq and is a predicted model, not a curated record. Gene Ontology annotation, molecular function: protein kinase activity; ATP binding. The coding region runs from base 1 to 1956 and encodes 651 amino acids. Gene Ontology annotation, biological process: protein phosphorylation.
AUGGACAUCGUCAUCGGCAUCCUGUUCAUGCUGGGCCUCAUGCCGUUCGAGGUCACCACGGCCGCCGGCGAUGGUGGCGUGUUCUGCGACAACCUCAGGCUCGUGUCCGCCACCCUACCCAACAAAACCUCCUCCUCCUCGCAGCACUACGCCACCGACGCCGCCGGCCAAGAUCCCGACGUGGCGUACGUCCUCGCGCUCUGCCGCGGCGACGUCAACGGCUCCGCCUGCGGCGAGUGCGUCGCCGACACUCUGAGGACGUUGAACGACCAGUGCGGCGUCUACAACGGCGGCACUUACUUCAACGGCAGCUGCACCGUCGCCUACUCCUUCCAGAACCUUCUCGAGCCUUCCAACGCGGAGGAGCCCUUCGAGAGGUGGAACGUCAACAACAUCACCGGCGACGCGGAGAACGUCCGGUUCAUCGCCGGCCUCAUCGGCGAGCUGCUGUCGGAGACGGUGCGGACGGCGGCCGGCGAGGCGAGGCGGUUCGCGACGGGCGUGCUGGACACCGGCAGGACGUUCCCGCUGGUGCGCUCGAUGGCGCAGUGCACGCCGGACCUUUCCGCCGGCGACUGCCUGACCUGCCUCCGCCGCCUCACCGGCAUGAUCAACUCCACCAUGGCCGUGCGUAUGGGAGGGCAGAUGCAUGUCAUACGGUGUUAUUUCAGGUACGAGGCGUACUUGUUCUACGAAGGCCAACCUAUGGUGCGUCUCACCGGCGUGGCGGCGCCGCCGCUGGCUCCGGUGAGCCCGACCAACACCAAAAGUAAGAGGCAUAAGAGCAAGCUCUGGAUAAUUCCCAUUGUCCUAAUUCCAGUGGUGGUCUUUUUCUGCUUCAUUAUUUACUUUGGCUGCCAGAGAAAGCACAGAAAAGGUAAAUUAGGAUUACAAGAAAGCCGUACUGAGAACUUGCAAGGAGAGGAAGAUCUAGUUCUGGGACUGGAAGGAAAGAAUCCAGAGUUCUCUGUGUUUGACUUUGAUCGGGUACUGGAGGCUACAAGUAAUUUUUCUGAAGAAAACAAACUUGGACAAGGUGGUUUUGGAGCUGUUUACAAGGGCCAGUUUUCUGAUGGAAUGGAUAUAGCAGUUAAGAGACUUGCUACACAUUCAGGACAGGGUUUGAUAGAGUUUAGGAACGAAGUCAAGCUCAUUGCCAAACUACAACACAGGAAUUUGGUUAGGCUCUUGGGAUGUUGCUCUCAUGGAGAGGAAAAAAUAUUGGUCUACGAAUUCUUGCCAAACAAAAGCUUGGACUUCUUUAUCUUUGAUGAAAAUAAAAGAGCUUUGCUGGAUUGGUACAAGCGUCUAGAAAUAAUUGAAGGAAUAGGACAUGGACUUCUUUACCUACAUAAGCACUCACGGUUGAGUGUCAUACAUCGAGAUCUUAAACCAAGCAACAUUCUAUUGGAUAGUGAAAUGAACCCUAAAAUUUCAGACUUUGGUCUAGCGAGAAUAUUUAGCUCAAAUAGCACGGAAGGAAACAAAACAAGAAGAGUGGUUGGUACAUAUGGCUACAUGGCUCCUGAGUAUGCUUCCCUAGGCCUCUUCUCUAUCAAAUCAGACGUAUUCAGCUUUGGCGUUCUAUUUCUUGAGAUUCUUAGCGGAAAAAGGAAUUCUGGUUUCAAUCAUAGCGGAGACUUCAUCAAUCUCAUUGGAUUUGCGUGGUCAUUAUGGGGAGAGGGAAGAUGGGUUGAACUCAUGGAUGAAACAUUAGUUUCUGAGAAUCAUUCUGCAGAAAUGAUGAGGUGCAUCAACAUCGCAUUGCUGUGUGUACAGGAGAACGCAGCUGAUCGACCAACCAUGUCAGAUGUUGUUGCAAUGCUAAGCAGCAAGACUAUGGUCCUUUCUGAACCUAAGCACCCGGCGUAUUUCAAUGUAAGAGUGGCGAAUCAAGAGCAAUCUGGUGUUACUAGUGUUAAUGAUUUGACCAUAUCCGUCAUAAGUGCUAGAUAGCAUGGUCUUCAUGUGUCAUGUUUGGUUAUCCAUUGUAGUAUUGAAGAUAUCAUAAACAAAUUAUAAUUUUCUGUCAUUCUGAGGUAUGUCAAUUGUGGGAGUAGAUCUGUAUUUAUUUAGUCGGAGUAGCAAAUCAAAACCAUAAUUAAGGUAGGUCCCCAUUUUGACAGGAUGUAUAAUUUCCUACCCAAGUGAAAAUACUGGGUAUGGCCUGGUUCAAAAUUAAACAUUGGUUACAAUAGUUAGCUGAAUGUACAAUUCGCUUAAAU